AUGAAGGAGCUUUCUCUCUCAUUCCUGUCUUUUCUCUUGGCCCUUACUGCAGCUAGCGACCUCCCUCAGCUGAAAACAUGCGAGGAGCUGACACAAGUUCCAAUGUGCAAAGGACUGUACAACAGGACCAGUCUGCCUAACCCUCGGGGCCAUCAAACACAAGAAGAGGCUAACACAGAACUGGUAGAGUUCUCUCCCCUCGUCUCUUCAAACUGCACCCAGUACCUUCGCCAUUUUCUUUGCUCUUACUAUCUCCCUCUUUGCGAGGUCUAUCUCCCGCCAGAGCUAACUGUACCUCCUUGCAGGGAACUUUGUGUCCACGUCUACUUGAGUUGUAACGAGUUACUGGUCAAGUACAACAUGGAAUGGCCCCAGCAUCUCUCCUGUGAUCUCUUCCCAGCUAAAAGCAGCACCCCGUGGUGCUUUGGGCCUGACGACCCGCAAAUACUAGACCCCCAGGAUCCUGUAAUAUCAUCCAGCAUGAUGGUCUCAGCUAACUUGAGCCCAACUCAUACCCUCAGUCAUUCUCAGAGCAACACUCAAGAGGGUUCACACUCCACACAAUCUCAGUCACCCCAAACUCAUUCCCAUACUGCUCAUCAUCAGUCUCAGUCCAGCUCCAGUCGACCCAUCGGACCUACUCCCCCACCGUCAGUACCUCCAGUAUGUACGUCCAUACCUGAGGACAGCUUCUGUCAGGACGUUGGCUACACUAAAACCACAUUCCCAAACGCAAUGGGACAAGAAACCGCUGAUGAAGUGGAAUAUGAACUGAACAACUUUGCACUGUUAACUUACAUGCAGUGUUCUCCCAACAUCACUGAUCUCCUCUGUUACUAUUACAUGCCGGAGUGCAGAGAUGAACCACCUUACAUUAUCCAGCCAUGCAGGGAGCUGUGUGAAUCAGUCAAGGAUCAGUGCAGUCAGGCAUUGAAGAAAUACAACAUGGAGCUACCGACUAACAUAAACUGUGACAUCCUUCCAUCAUCCUCCUCUUCAAGGAGCUGUAGCAAUGGGGACACAAGGGACAACCCCACUGUCCGUGGGGAGACCGGGGGAGUGGGGAGUGGAUCAAGCAAGAAACUUGAUAUGUUAUUAUUAAUUACACUCGCACUCAUUUGCAUGAUCUGUGCUGUUCUUUAUUAA
Messenger RNA from Amphimedon queenslandica, 1146 nucleotides. RefSeq names its product DCRD. Gene Ontology annotation, molecular function: Wnt-protein binding; Wnt receptor activity. The coding region runs from base 1 to 1146 and encodes 381 amino acids. Gene Ontology annotation, cellular component: plasma membrane. The record is from RefSeq and is marked predicted. Gene Ontology annotation, biological process: canonical Wnt signaling pathway; non-canonical Wnt signaling pathway. The transcript has a single exon. NCBI's taxonomy places the organism in Eukaryota, Metazoa, Porifera, Demospongiae, Haplosclerida, Niphatidae.